CUUAUUUGAUAUAAUUAAUCAAAUUCCAUGAGUGCUAUAUUAAGUCAGGACGAUUUGAACGACUUUAUAUCGCCCGGUGUGGCGUGUAUCAAACCGAUGACUCAGCCUAGUGAAGAGGAGAGUCGAACUGGGGAAGUUGAAAUUCAAAUUGAUGAGCAAGGUAAUCCACUUGAGAUCUCCAAGAUUGAUCAAAAAGUUAAGCAACUAGCUCCAGCUCAGAUCUCAUUAAGUGAUUGUCUUGCCUGUUCUGGUUGUAUAACUUCAGCUGAAGAAGUUUUAGUGGCUCAACAUUCUCAUGAUCAACUCCUUCAAUCGUUAAAAGAUCAAAAUAAAAUAUUUGUAGUAUCUAUAUCUCAUCAAGCAAGAGCUUCAUUGGCUAUGGCUUAUAAUUUAUCAGUUAAUAAACUAGAUAAAUAUCUCAUAAAUUUAUUUAUUCAUCAACUUAAUUUUUCAUAUAUUGUCGGUACCUCCUUGGGCCGUAAAUUGAGUCUUAUUAAUGAAACUAAAAAUAUUAUUAAAACUAAAAAAGAAUUAAAAUCUUUAGAUGGUCCAUUAUUAUCAUCUAUAUGUCCUGGUUGGGUCCUUUAUGCAGAAAAGACUCAUCCUCAUGUAUUAUCCCGAAUGUCAGAUGUUAAGUCACCUCAACAAAUUACUGGUAAUAUGUUAAAAAAUUUAGUUAGUACUCAAUUAGGAGUAUCUAAACAAGAUGUAUAUCAUUUAUCAAUUAUGCCAUGUUUUGAUAAAAAGCUUGAAAGUGCUAGACCAGAAAAGUUUGAUAAUGAAUUAGAGCAAUAUAAUGAUGUAGAUUGUGUAUUAACUCCUAAGGAAUUAGUUACUUUAUUAGGUCAACAUGAAGAUCAAUACCAAUUAACUGCACCACUUGUUGAAGAUAAUGAUGUCAAACAAUUAUACGAAAAGUAUGCCCCGCGUCAUUGGCCAUUAGUGCAAUAUUCAUGGUCAAAUGAUUCAGGAUCUACUUCAGGUGGUUAUGGAUGGAAUUAUUUAAAGCUUUACCAGCAACAUUUAAUAUCACAAGACCCAACAAAUUAUCAACACGAAAACUUUAAGAUUCUGAUAGUUAAUGGGAAGAAUUCCGAUAUUUACGAAAUGAGAUUAAACUAUAAUGGACAAGUUAUUGCAUCAAGUGCGGUAGUUAAUGGAUUUCGGAAUAUUCAGAAUCUUGUACGGAAGCUUAAGAACCCUACUGCUGGAUCUGGUGCAAAGAAAAUCAAUCCAUUAGUGGCUAGACGUCGUGCUAGAUUACUGAAGAGUUCUAGUCCAUCACCUGCACCUUCUGCUGGAUCAGAGGAUAGUGGAAGUACUAUUGGUACUGCAGAAGAGAUUGAUAUUCUUAAAACAGAUUAUGUUGAAAUCAUGGCAUGUCCUAAUGGAUGUAUUAAUGGAGGAGGACAAAUCAGUGCUCCUGAGAGUAUUACUGAAAAGGAUUGGGUUGCAGAAGUUAUAUUAAAGUACAGUAAUAUAGAGAUGAUAGAUUUAACAACCAAUUUAGAUAUUAUACAAUAUUUAAAUGAUUGGACAAAUGAGUACUGUCAAACAUUUAAUGUAUCACCACAACGAUUAUUAACUACUUGGUUUAAGGAGGUGGAGAAGAUAUCCGAUCCUGCAACUAUGCUUUUAGGGGCUAAGUGGUAACGAUUGUGGGGGUUAUGAUAGUUUAUGUAUAUGUAUUAUAAUAUUAUUUAUUUUAUAGAGGUAUUGAUGUACAUAGGAUCAAUUUUAAU
Messenger RNA from Scheffersomyces amazonensis, 1742 nucleotides. It is a transcript of the gene NAR1, whose product is annotated as Nar1p. Gene Ontology annotation, biological process: iron-sulfur cluster assembly. Lineage: Eukaryota; Fungi; Ascomycota; Pichiomycetes; Serinales; Debaryomycetaceae. The transcript has a single exon. The record is from RefSeq and is a predicted model, not a curated record. Gene Ontology annotation, cellular component: cytosolic [4Fe-4S] assembly targeting complex. The coding region runs from base 28 to 1653 and encodes 541 amino acids.